This is a messenger RNA of Durusdinium trenchii, 1299 nucleotides long. NCBI's taxonomy places the organism in Eukaryota, Dinophyceae, Suessiales, Symbiodiniaceae. The record is from the annotation of a GenBank genome assembly.
AGUUUCAGGAAUCAAUAUGAGUCCUAUCUUUUGAGCCCAAUGCCGCUUAAUGCUGUGUGGGGCUAUACGGCUUUUGUGAGCCCAGGACAGAUUCCCUGGGAGAUAUGCACGAUGUUUGGAGUGACAUGUGUGUGCUUCAUGGUCACUUUGUCAAUCAGCCUGAGGUGGGCAAUUCAGGAUUGUGUAAGAAGUUCGCAACUCGUCGAGAUAGAAAAGCGACCAAUCAUCCCAAUACAUUUAGAACUCGUUCGCAUGAUCGUGAUGAUCCCUGCGAUUAUGACGUCAAUGGCAGUGAUAUGCAUGAUUCGACCAUCGACAACCUUUGUCCUUGAGCUGCUGAUGGCCAUUUUCUCUUGUGUCGUCGUUGGAAACAUGACCAGAUAUUUUUUGGCGCUCCUUGGGGAGCCGCCCUUGCCACAAGAAUUGCUCGGCAGAAUGCCCAAAAAACGCUGGUGGUGUGGUUAUUUUUGUGGCGGUGUCAAUGACACGCUCCCAGGGAUGGGCUUGGUGUGGAGCAAAACACCGCAUCGUGUCACACUAGUUGACAUACACAGAGCCACAUCAAUGGUGAGAGUAUUCAUGACAGUAUACAUUCUCGUGAAUUGUUGGCAGCUGUCCUUUAGCAUGGUCCCCGUGGACGUCAUGAAGCUUGACACUGGUUGGUGCAUCUCCAAGACUGUGAUUUCAUCGUCCGUGAUCUCUGGAUUUGGGAUUUUCCUCACUGUUUGGGCAUGUUUUGUUGGGAUGGCUGGUUUCAACGUAGUGGCUGCAUCUAUCAGCUCUGUCCUUGACAUCGAGCUAUCACAGGUGGAUGGAGAUGAGCACAAGCUCAUAAAGCACUUCAAAGUUGGUUCGCAGUCCAAAAUAAUUGCAAUUUACAUGCUGCUUCCGUUGGCAUCGCCAAUCCUGAGCGCGAUGCCCAUAGGAUUCCCAGAUCCGAAGGUGCCGGUAUCUCACCUGGGCCCAAAUUUGGAAUGUCCAGUGUUUGAUCAAGAGGUUUGUGGCCACUUGAUGUACUCAAUGUGCAUUGCAAUUGGAAUGAUGGUGGUUUCAAUCUUGAACUACAGAAGCUUCAUCCCGGGGGACAUGUCAAUCGAGAAGCUUCCAGAUGUGCUUGCUCACCUCAACCCUCCAUCACCGCUUGAUGUAGAAGACCUAGAAGACCUAGAUGAGUCGCAAGGUGAGUCCUCAAUGGAGUCGGAAUAAAUCUUGUCAAUUGCUAAUUCAGAGCUUUAUGCAGCACAGCAUAGCACAGAUGCAGUGGCACGAUGCGCUGUGUGAAACGAAUUUGGUGCAGAA